Caenorhabditis briggsae is the source of this 402-nucleotide messenger RNA. Lineage: Eukaryota; Metazoa; Nematoda; Chromadorea; Rhabditida; Rhabditidae. The record is from RefSeq and is a predicted model, not a curated record. The coding region runs from base 1 to 402 and encodes 133 amino acids. The transcript is spliced from 2 exons.
AUGAAACUUCAACUUUUUGUUCUCCUCUCUACUCUUCUCUUGCUUCUUGUGUCUGCCAAACAGACAAAGAUCCCAGAAGACGUUGCAAAAGGAGAACAGUUGGUUCGAAAAGUGUUGAAAGGAAUCGAGCUGAGAGAUCGUAAGAUUGUCGGAAGCGUAUUCGAAGACUCCUUCGUUUACGAGGGAUGUAAGAAUACAAAACUUGGAAAAAAAGAGGUGAUGGAUAUGAUCGGAUCUACGGAUCUUCCAAUGGCCAGAGUUUUGGAGAGCAACACUCAAAUUUUGUACAUCGGAUCCCACAAGUUCGGCACAAUUACUACCGAUUUUGGAAGAUCUACCGAAUCAGAAUUCGUCGUUUCGAAGAAUUGGAAACUUCAAUCAGGAAGAAUGACUUCUUGUUAG